Molecule: messenger RNA, 3382 nt
Organism: Peromyscus maniculatus bairdii (prairie deer mouse)
Lineage: Eukaryota; Metazoa; Chordata; Mammalia; Rodentia; Cricetidae
Source: RefSeq, a predicted model, not a curated record
CAUUAAGUCAGGGUAGAAGCGCUGGGAGCCGAGCGUGGCACCCCAGUCGCCGCUCUGGGAAUGCCAACUGGGGACACAAAGCUUCUUUAUUAUCCUCUGAGCCUGUGUCUAAGAGCAAGGCACUAUUCUAGAUCUCGGCGUGGUAGACUAAGAAAAGUCGCUUGCUAAGUUGAGCAGUUUGCCUUGAGUAUUUCUGUCUUGUCCCCUGCCUUGGAGCAAGGUUGAGGAGACAAAGUCAAUUUGUAGUACCAAUCGGGGCACCCUUGCAGACCUGGGGCUUGAUGGCCACCCGUUUCUGUUUACUGUCAGGGUCUUUGUAGUGUGGCCUUUGACGUUUGCCCAACUGUUGCUUUAUUUUCUUUGAAGAAACCCGCCUGGCAGCGCCUGGAAACGCAGUUGCUUUCUCUAGUGGUAGCCUGGCGAACAACUUCCUUCACACACGUGCAGAAAGCAUGUUUCUGAAGGGAUUCGCGCUUUCUUUUUGAACUCUAGAAGACGUCUGUCGUUUUCCUUUUUCUCGGUCGAGUUCUAUGUCUUACUGUUUAUCGUGAGUGAUCUAAUGCUGGAUGAAAACAACCAUCUUAUUCAGUGUAUAAUGGACUAUCAGAACAAAGGGAAGACAUCAGAGUGCUCUCAGUAUCAGCAGAUGUUGCAUACGAACCUGGUAUACCUCGCUACAAUAGCAGAUUCUAAUCAAAAUAUGCAGUCUCUGCUUCCAGCACCGCCCACACAGAAUAUGCCUAUGGGUCCUGGAGGGAUGAGUCAGAGCGGCCCUCCACCCCCUCCCCGCUCUCACAACAUGCCUUCAGAUGGAAUGGUGGGUGGGGGCCCUCCUGCCCCACACAUGCAGAACCAGAUGAACGGCCAGAUGCCUGGGCCUAACCAUAUGCCAAUGCAGGGACCUGGACCCAAUCAGCUCAACAUGACAAACAGUUCCAUGAAUAUGCCUUCAAGUAGCCAUGGCUCCAUGGGAGGUUACAACCAUUCCGUGCCAUCAUCCCAGAGCAUGCCUGUGCAGAACCAGAUGACAAUGAGUCAGGGGCAGCCGAUGGGAAACUACGGUCCCAGACCAAACAUGAAUAUGCAACCAAAUCAAGGUCCCAUGAUGCAUCAGCAGCCUCCUUCCCAGCAGUACAACAUGCCACCUGGAGGUGGGCAGCACUACCAAGGACAGCAGCCGCCCAUGGGCAUGAUGGGUCAAGUUAACCAAGGCAGCCACAUGAUGGGCCAGAGACAGAUGCCUCCAUAUAGACCACCACAGCAGGGCCCACCACAGCAGUUCUCAGGCCAGGAAGACUAUUAUGGGGACCAAUACAGUCAUGGUGGACAAGGUCCUCCAGAAGGCAUGAACCAGCAGUAUUACCCUGAUGGUCAUAAUGAUUACGGUUAUCAGCAACCGUCGUAUCCUGAACAAGGCUACGAUAGGCCUUAUGAGGAUUCCUCACAACAUUACUACGAAGGAGGGAACUCACAGUACGGCCAGCAGCAGGACGCUUACCAAGGACCGCCGCCUCAGCAAGGCUACCCACCCCAGCAGCAGCAGUACCCGGGGCAGCAGUACCCGGGGCAGCAGCAGGGCUACGGUCCUUCCCAGGGCGGUCCAGGUCCUCAGUAUCCUAAUUAUCCUCAGGGUCAAGGUCAGCAGUAUGGGGGCUACCGAGCAGCACAGCCGGGACCACCCCAGCCACCCCAGCAGAGGCCUUAUGGGUACGACCAGGGACAAUAUGGAAAUUACCAGCAGUGAAAAUGUCCUUACAUUCCAAUAGCCAGUAUCUAUUAGCAGCCAUAUUGUCACAACUUCUGCACUGUGGACACCUCCCUGUGAAGACUCCUUCCAUUCCGCCUGGUUUUGGGGAAAAUGUUUGGAUAAGUGGCUGCUUUAUCAGCAGACUUUGUGGGUUAGUUUCUAAAGGCUCAGUAGCUACCAAAUAUACCUGAUUUCACAGUUCUACUCUAGAUGGCAACAUUGGACAGAAAAUGCAUUGACAGGAAGUAAUUUGCAGCGAUUUCGGAACUGCGUUCCAAAUGGACUGUCACAGACUGAGAGGUGUCAACAGCUUUGUAUGUUUACGAAGGUUGAGGGGUUUCAUACUUUUCCACAGAUUAUUUUGUAAGGGGAAGGGGGAAAUGGACACUUUUUACAGCAGCAAUAUUUUGUAUAUUAUGUUUAUUUCAUGUGAUGAAUAUGCAAGGCGGCACACUACGCACUGGGCAGAAUCAAAACCCUGUCAGUGUGGAGUGUGGUAGAUGCUUGGUGAAGACACAGGUGAGGGAGGACAGAAGCACACCGCAUGUACUGUUAGUUCUUAGAGGAAAGUCACGUCUCUCUUAUCUACCAGUUCAGCAAGGGCACUGGGAUACAGUUUCUGAGUACAAAGACAUUUUUUUAAAAGCCUUCCAGUUUUGUGCAUUAAAGCCUUUUUGUAAAGAUGAUUUCUAAUACUGUUUUCAAAUGCAGGCAAUAAUUAUGUUGCAUCUGUGAAUGUGCAGGUUCGUGCAAAUGAAGUGUGAAGCCUCUCAAAACAGCAAUAACUGCAGAGGAAAAGGCACUGUUUUUACCUUGUUUGAGCAAUCAGGGAGCAUAGUGAGUACCGUCCACAUAUUCUAACCACACCAAAGAGGACUCAGUGCUGAUCUGAUCGUAUUAUUUUUUUAACGUUAGUAUAAUUGGUUCAUGGAACAGAGUAAGAGAAGUCCAGGAGACUUUACACACUUUUAUUUUAACUUUCUUAAUUGGAUAUAAGUAAAGGGGCUCCUUCAUGUUCCUCUCUUCAUCUUAGUUACUAUAACAGGAAAAUGCUUUUGAUGGGCGUUUCUCAUCUGAAUGGAAAGCCUUGAGGCUGUAUUUUAUGGUUCCUUGUUUUUAAGCAUGACGUACAUAAUCAUUAUUUGAGAUUGGUUAUUUUAGCUAAAUUUGAGAUAUUGCACUGGUCAGGAAAGCACACACUGAGAGAUUUCUAAACACAUCUAUUUAAGCAUACUUUGAAAACAUCUAGCCCAAAGGUAAGUUGCUGUGUCCUCACAGUUGUCUGUGUCCAGGGAAUAUGACAUACUCUUUGUAAUUGACUUAGUUUUGUCACUUCUAGCUGGAAACAGAACAGAAAGGUGCUGUAAAUUCAAGAAACAAAGCACACUGUUCUCAGCAUACUGUAAUCAAAGGAGGGGUUCGCGUGUCUGUGUAAGCGAGAGUGUGUGUUUUAAGGUCAGAAUAACUUGGUCCACAGAAAAUAGGCAUCAAGUCUGAACAGAUGAGGCAUGGGAAGCCUUACUGUGAUUGAAAUGCUUAUAGGUUCUGUGCCAGGUUCUCCCUACCACUGUGUACUUUGUUGCUAUUUAAAACUGUAUCAACUGUAACGAAAGAAUAAAUUAUUUGUGAUUUUAA